AUGAAGAUAUUGUACCUGACAUUCGCUCUCCUGGCCAGCUGUGCCGUUAUUUGGGCCGGCAGUGGAGAGGGGGAGCAGCAGGAGCAGGAGGAGCCAGUAUCUGGGAAACUAUCCAAGCAGGCAGGACCCCAUCCUGGCCAGGGGUUCAAACUCAUAUCCUUCGAUGCGGUCGGCAAUAACAUAGCUCUGGGUCUGGAUUAUCUAGUGCCCUUUCUGGAGGUUCCUGUCAAGCGAAAGAGGAGUGCGCCACCUAAGCCCUUAGUUAUAGUGAAUUCAGCAGCAGUGGUUAGCUGUGGACUCGUGGUGGCCGGCGGCGUCCUUGUGGGCCACCUGAUCCGGAGUUUGGGACUGGAGGCCAUCACGGGAGAUGAUCAGCGGCCCAUUUUCGGGAAUUCUUCCACACACAAGCCCAAGUCUUUGGAGGAGGAUUCGCCCUCUUCUACACCAGCACCCAGUUCUUCAAAUGCCACAGCCAGGGGUCUUUUCGAUGAUAGCCCUAGCUUUCCUGGAAUUUUUGAUAACUUUAAGCUGAUCUAUCGCAAUGAAACUGGAGAUCGUGUGGCUACAAGUCUUCCAAAUAUUUUGGGCGUCAUUGAGCGAACGUUUCUGAAGAACGACGUGGAUCUAUCUGUCUGCCUGCUGAAAUCCAUUUGCAUUUUGACCCAUCGUGCGGGAGAAAGAGUUAUCAAAGGUCAGGCCUCAGACUUGGAUCAUCUAUUGGAUGGAGCCACCAAAUGGUCCUGGCUGCUGGCCUGGUUGGAGCAAUCCGCCUUUCGAGAUGCUAUCGAAGCGGGGAAAGUUGAUUUGCCCCAUCACUGCACCAUCAAGUAUCCGGAAUGCAAGUGGACGGCUCCUGAAGAGCAAAUCCUGGAGUUGUUGCGCAAUAAUGUGCAGUUUAAAUAG
Molecule: messenger RNA, 903 nt
Organism: Drosophila subpulchrella
Lineage: Eukaryota; Metazoa; Arthropoda; Insecta; Diptera; Drosophilidae
Exons: 3
Coding region: 1-903 (300 amino acids)
Source: RefSeq, a predicted model, not a curated record